This is a messenger RNA of Canis lupus familiaris (dog), 3315 nucleotides long. It is a transcript of the gene NPY2R, whose product is annotated as neuropeptide Y receptor Y2. The record is from RefSeq and is a predicted model, not a curated record. Bases 194 to 1342 code for a protein of 382 amino acids. Gene Ontology annotation, molecular function: neuropeptide Y receptor activity. The transcript has 2 exons. Gene Ontology annotation, biological process: G protein-coupled receptor signaling pathway. Gene Ontology annotation, cellular component: membrane. Lineage: Eukaryota; Metazoa; Chordata; Mammalia; Carnivora; Canidae.
CGCGGGCUCGGACCGCGGGUGUGCGCCGUCGCCCCGCACCUGCUGCACCUGCCGCACCUGCCGCACCUGCUCCUGUCCGGGGACCAGCCCCCGCCCGGCUGAGCCCCAACCCGGGGCACGUCCUGGGAACGAGGACCCGCCGGGACGAAGAGCUCUGGUUCUGACAAGAGGGUUCUUGUUCUAGUUGCUGAAAAUGGGUCCAGUAGGUGCAAAAGCUGAUGAGAACCAGACAGUGGAAGAAAUGAAGGUGGAGAAGUAUCAUCCACGGCAAACCACUCCUAGAGGUGAGCUGGCCCCUGACCCUGAGCCAGAGCUUAUAGACAGCACCAUGCUGAUUGAGGUACGAAUUAUCCUCAUUUUAGCCUAUUGCUCCAUCAUCUUGCUUGGGGUAAUUGGAAACUCUUUGGUGAUUCAUGUGGUGAUCAAAUUCAAGAGCAUGCGCACAGUAACCAACUUUUUCAUUGCCAAUCUGGCUGUGGCAGAUCUUCUGGUGAACACCCUGUGCUUGCCAUUCACUCUUACCUACACCUUAAUGGGGGAGUGGAAAAUGGGUCUUGUCCUAUGCCACCUGGUACCCUAUGCCCAGGGCCUGGCAGUACAAGUGUCCACCAUCACCUUGACAGUAAUUGCCCUGGACCGGCACCGUUGUAUCGUCUACCACCUGGAGAGCAAGAUCUCCAAGAGAAUCAGCUUCCUGAUUAUUGGCUUGGCCUGGGGCAUCAGUGCUCUGCUAGCAAGCCCCCUGGCCAUCUUCCGCGAGUAUUCUCUCAUUGAGAUUAUUCCUGACUUUGAGAUAGUGGUCUGUACAGAGAAGUGGCCUGGUGAGGAGAAGAACAUCUAUGGCACCAUCUACAGUCUUUCUUCCUUGUUAAUCCUGUAUGUUUUUCCUCUGGGCAUCAUAUCUUUUUCCUACACUCGUAUCUGGAGUAAACUUAAGAACCACGUGAGCCCUGGAGCUGCCAGUGAUCACUACCAUCAGCGAAGGCAGAAAACCACCAAAAUGCUGGUGUGUGUGGUGGUGGUGUUUGCGGUCAGCUGGUUGCCUCUCCAUGCCUUCCAGCUUGCUGUCGACAUUGACAACCAAGUCCUAGACCUGAAGGAAUACAAACUCAUCUUCACCGUGUUCCACAUUAUCGCCAUGUGCUCCACCUUUGCCAACCCCCUCCUCUAUGGCUGGAUGAACAGCAACUAUAGAAAGGCCUUCCUCGCAGCCUUCCGCUGUGAGCAGAGGUUGGAUGCCAUUCACUCCGAGGUGUCUGUGACAUUCAAGUCUAAAAAGAACCUGGAAGUCAAAAAGAACCAUGGCCCCAAUGACUCUUUCUCAGAAGCUACCAACGUCUAAGGAAGCUCUGGUGUGAAGCUUGGUAGAUGAAUUCUGACCAGAGCCGUCAAUCUGGUUGAGGAGGGCUCCCAGGUGCAUCCUGAUUUCCCAUUUAAAGGAAGAAACAGAAGAUCGAAGUGGAAGCAUCUGCAGUGUAAUCAGUGGAAAUCUGGUUGGCAGAGGCUAGGUAAAAAUACUCAUAUUCAAAGAUACAGUGAACAGUUUGCCUCCAGUUGCUUGGUUGGUAGGUCAAAGUAAGAGUAAAAGCAGAGAGAAACACUUGGGCUAUUUUCCAGAAUGAAGGAAGCCUGAACGAGGAAUUGGCAUUUUCAGCAUUGCUAAAAAGCGGUGGCUAGACAGGUUGCCCUUCAAAUCUUAUCAGGGCUUCGACCGGGGGUGAUGUGCUGUUCACUGCCCCCCUCAUCUGAUGAAAGGACUACCCAAGAUCAAUUUCCCUAGGAAACUGAGGGCUGUUUGUUGUAUUUUUUAAUAAAAUUAUUCUUCCUAUGGACUAAUCCUUCAGAGAGCAUUACCAAUUAUUUGAAUGACUUUCAGGAAAUAAGCUGAAAUUUGCUAGAUAAUCAGUGUUUUGACCAGUGAUGGGGGAAAUCUUUAACACUCCACUAGCCAGUUGUUCUUGAAACCAAGUGCACGUUUAGUGAAAACUUGCUUCAAUUUAGAAUCGAAGGUGGAAAUUCUCAGAAUUGUAGAAAUGCAAACUGUCACUUAGUUUCUCAUUUCAAGUUGUGACUGCUUUCUAUAGAUACUAUAUACUAUUUACAUAGCAGAAGAGUUGUAUACUCAAAACCUUUAAUCACUGCUAAUUGUUCUUUUUUUUUUUCUUUGAACAUGUGCUUUCCUGUGUUGGGACUCAAUCUGUCUUCACUAAAAAUUAAUACAGAUUGGGAGAUAAUAUUUUUGUGGCAUUUUGCAACAUUUUGUGGUUAUUUGUAAAUGGUUUUUGUAUAGAUACAUACAUAGCUCUAAUGUGUUUACAGAACAGUGUAGUGUUGUUUUUUGAAAUUCAUCUUCCAUGGACCCAUUCAGAAUUAGUAAAACAAUAUAAUUUCAUCAAAAUGCAACCCAUCAGGUAAGAAAUAUUAAAAACGUUGUAUUCGUUCCACUUUGCAAACGUUCUAUUGAGAACCAAUUUCAACAUAAAUUAUCCUCCUCUCAAAAUAAUUAGUUAUGUAUUUUGGAUAACUUAUGAAUAUAUACAUAAUAAAUUUUUACUGAUAAAUAAAUAGUGGCGUGUAGAUGCUACAGUGUUUUUCAUUGAAUGAUUUUUUGUGACUAUUAUUUUUAUUUCAAUAGUACCCAGCCAAAGAUGUUAAAACCCUAGUACAUUUAUGAAAACUCAUUGAGAUGUUAAAAUAUUUGUACUCGUUUGGAGGCUGUUAAAGAAGUUUCAUUAUAAUCAUAUUUUGUCAGUAUGGCUGAUUUUGUGAAAAAUUUCUUAAAUUUUAAAAAAGCUUCAAUAUAAAUAUUACAUUUAGUUACAAACACUAACUUUAUGAACUGGAGAGUUUCAUUUUAUGGAUAUAUUUAAAAUUCAUACCAUGGCUCUUGCUGAAUUAUUUCCAAUGCCCUCUUGGAAUACUGAAAAAGAAUGGAAACAGUGGAAGACUAAUUAAGAAGAAAACAAAAAAUAAUAUACACGUAAUAUAUCGUGAAUGGAGGAAUUGAUUUUUCUGUUGGACUUGACAUAACUGUUCAAGAAGAAGCUUUUUGUCCUCUAAAUAGGAGUUACUUUGCUUAAGAUGCUAAUAGAUAACUGUGGUUAAAGGUUUUUUUUUCCCCCUCUGGGAGAAUUCUUACCUUGUAGGUAAUGUGUAUGUAUUGUAUCACUAGUUGUAGUAGUAAAUUAUUAGAAUCUAAUUAAUGAUCCAAUUAAUAUAUGUGAUCUAAUUAAUUCUGUUAACUCAUUAACAAAAUAUCUUUUUAUGUAGUGAUUUUCAUCUGUUGAAAUAAAAGACUUUGGGAAAUUAGAGAAA